Molecule: messenger RNA, 2287 nt
Organism: Ceratina calcarata
Lineage: Eukaryota; Metazoa; Arthropoda; Insecta; Hymenoptera; Apidae
Product: synaptic vesicle 2-related protein
Exons: 7
Coding region: 644-2065 (473 amino acids)
Biological process (GO): transmembrane transport
Cellular component (GO): membrane
Molecular function (GO): transmembrane transporter activity
Source: RefSeq, a predicted model, not a curated record
ACGAACGGAGACUACAUCGCGAUGCGACAGAAAUUUUGGAAAUUGCGUCGAUCAAUCUUUGGAACUCUCCUCCGUAGUGGUGAUCCCUGAUGGUAAAUUAUUAUUAUAUUUUUCCUCGAGCGCAAUCGACGAUUCUAACCAAGUGACGAUCAAAUAAACGGUCGAAUCGUUUUAAUGUAUCCUUACAACAACAUUUCUGACAAUUUUUCUGUGCAGGAUAAUCUGCUGCUUAAAUCUUAAAGGAGAGGGUAACUAUUCUAUAGAGAUGGAACGAUGGAAUUGUCCGGACUUCUAAACACAUUGGGACGUAGCUUCCAUUUAAUGUCUGUUGUCCAACAACUUUUAGCUUGAAACAAGAAUGCUCUCAGUUUCUACUGCUUGGGUAUGAUUAAAAUGUUACUAACAACGGUCUACUUUAAAAAUUGCAUGCGGGACAUGUUAUCGGUUACUCUGGAUUGACAAACUCGUUCCUCUCGUCUUCCUUGUUAUCGUUCUUACCUACAACCAAGUUCCCUCUAAUAAAAAUAUAUUUCUCAGUCUCUAUAACGUACGUAUCAUGUACAUGAUCAUCGCGUUGUAACCGAUUUUAUUUAAAUCCCUGUGUCAAAGCCUUUGUGUAUGUGAUCACUGAAAUUCUAUAUUCAUGAUUGGAAAUGGUUCAUUGGCAGAUACAUUUACUGUGACUCAAGCUAUAAACGCAUUGGGAUUUGGAAAGUUUCAAGUCAAGCUAUCUUUGUUUACUGGCCUUUGCUGGAUGGUAGACAGCAUGGAAAUAACGAUAUUGAGCAUUCUGAGCCCAUCCUUGCACUGCGAUUGGGGCAUAACUAGAUAUCAACAAGCUUUGACGACUACGGUGGUCUUUUUAGGUAUGAUGCUAAGUUCUACGUUUUGGAGUAAUUUAAGUGACAGAUAUGGCAGCAAACAAUCCUUGACAUUGUGUGCAAUAUUAUUGUUCUACUACGCUUUCUUAAGCUCCUUCUCACCGAAUUUCCUUUGGAUUCUAUUACUCAGAGGACUGGUUGGGUUUGCCAUUGGCUGUGUACCACAGUCGGUAACGCUGUACGCAGAAUUUCUUCCAUCGAAGCAAAGAGCAAAAUGUGUCAUCUUAUUAGAUUGUUUUUGGGCCCUCGGUGCUUGCUUCGAAGUGGCGAUAGCAUUGGCGGUCAUGCCAACGUUCGGUUGGAGAUGGCUUCUUAUUUUGUCGACGAUACCGCUCCUUGUAUUUGCUGUCAUCACCCCGUGGUUGCCAGAAUCGACAGCGUUCGAUAUGACCAGCGGUAGAAUGGACAAGGCCGUUUCAACGCUGGAGCGGGUAGCUAGAGAAAAUAAAAAGCCUUUACCUCCAGGAAGAUUGGUCAUGGAUCGCUUUUACCAAGUGAUGAAUCACGGUAAACUAAGAGACGUAUUAAGCAAAGAAAUGUGUAGAACGUCUACCCUGCUUUGGCUCGUAUGGAUGAGCACAGCGUUCUGUUAUUACGGCGUUGUAUUGAUGACCACGGAACUGUUUCACACGUCGUCCGAGCAGUGUGCCGGUAUUUGGGAAGACAAGAAUGGGAAGGGGACCUGUCAGCUCGACUGUCGUUUGGAACGUAGUGAUUACAUCGAUCUUCUCUGGACGACGCUGGCCGAGUUUCCCGGGAUCUUCUCGACGAUCUUCGCGAUCGAGAAGAUCGGUCGUAGGAAAACGAUGGCGUUUCAGCUGGUCAUGUUUUCCGUGCUCAUCUGUCUCCUUGGUAGAACAUGCCUGCUGAGCAGGACAGCUUUGACGCUGGCCAUCUUCUUGGCCAGAGGCUUGAUCGCUGGUGUAUUUCAAGCGGCUUACGUUUACACUCCGGAAGUAUACCCGACUCAUUUGCGUAGCACCGGAGUCGGUACGUGUAGCGCGAUGGCUAGAAUCGGUGCGAUGGUCACCCCGUACAUAGCACAAGUGUUCCUUCAAUGGUCCAUCACUGGAGCGAUGGCAAUAUAUGCCGUGGCUGCACUGUGCGCUGCCGCUGCUACUCUGGCUCUGCCUGUAGAACCAAAAAAUUCGGCGUCGAACGGUACUGCUCAGGAAACGAGGUGAACUACAAUGUCCUUCUCGCUCUCUAAACUGCCACUUCUACUCCCUCCCUCUGUUCAUCGACGACGACGACGACGAUGCGGGUGUAGUAUGGCACCGUGUCGAGUACUCGCGUUGUUAAUGAUGUUCGAUUGCUUCGGCACUAUUACGUUCAUAUACACGUUCAUCAGAUUAAGUUAACAAGCUUGGCGGACAAACGAUUAUAUUUACAUUAAUGCUACUUUA